Messenger RNA from Malurus melanocephalus (red-backed fairy wren), 4994 nucleotides. Its product is annotated as E3 ubiquitin-protein ligase listerin-like. Gene Ontology annotation, biological process: rescue of stalled cytosolic ribosome; ribosome-associated ubiquitin-dependent protein catabolic process. Gene Ontology annotation, cellular component: cytosol; RQC complex. Lineage: Eukaryota; Metazoa; Chordata; Aves; Passeriformes; Maluridae. Gene Ontology annotation, molecular function: ribosomal large subunit binding; zinc ion binding; ubiquitin protein ligase activity. The transcript has 21 exons. The record is from RefSeq and is a predicted model, not a curated record.
AUGUUUCUUUUUUUGUCUUUAUAGCUAAUUCCUUUUAUCAAUACUGUGCUUAAGGAGCCUAAGUUACAAAGUGGACCAUUAUUUUAUCAAAUAGCAGAAAUGCUGAAUUCUUGGGAAGCUAAAGCAGAGUGCUCCAGUCAUGACGGCACAGAUGAAGUUUUCCAGAAACUCUUGUCAGAAUUUUGGGACCAUCUUUUAAAAAUGUGUAUACUUCAUGUUGAUAGGUUGGAUGCUGAUGAGAAAUCACUGUUUGCCAUAUCUGGUAUGCUAGAAAUUCUUCAGAAUCCAAAGACAGCUACAAAACCAAACAACAGAAAAUCUCUAAAAAUCAGAUUUGCAGAUGAGGAUGAAUCUGAAAGGAACACAGAGAAUCAAAAGCUCAUGGAAGUGAGAACUGGUGACUCUGAAAUUCAGGCUCACUUGCAGCAAACUUCACAUCUAAGGAAAGAACCUCUAGAGAACUUGGUCUGCAACCUUGCUGAGCUGAGCAUUGUCUAUGUCAAUGAACAGAAGUCAGAACAGCAUUUGAAAUUCCUCUCUGCCCUGCUCAACUCAUUUUCCUCAAACAGAGUUUUCCAAGUACUUUUGGAGCAGGGAAAUGAUGAAAGUUCUGCUCAAGCUGAAUCCCAAAAUGAAAUGAAAGCUCAUAACCAAAGUCCAUCUGUACAGUUUCUGUAUAUGAAUUUAAUAACUUGGCUGAAAGAAGACUGGAGGAAAGACACCCAUUUCUUGGUUGAUAUUUUAUACAGUGUACUUCAUUGUUGCAACAGUAAUGAUGAAAGAAAAGUAAUUCUUGAUGAUUUAGCAAAGAUGGAUCUGAAAUGGAUUAUUUUUCUCCAGAUAAUUCAAAAGGCAUGCUCAAGCACAGCAAAACUUUCCUUAAUCUCUGACUGGCUGAAGGGAGACACGCUUGGAGAAAGACUGGUGAUGCUGGCAGAUGAUCUGUGUCACCUGGGUUUGAAGCCUAGAGCAGCCUCAUCAGAAUCAGCCUCUUCAGAAAGGUGGACCCUCCUGAGCUUGGUGUUGUCGCAGCAUGUUAAAAAUGAAUCCUUGAUUGGUGAAACUUUUGUUGAAAGGAUUAUUGAUAAACUUCAGGCAGCCCUGUCUAAAGCAAAGGAUCUUUCUGAAGCUGGAAAUACUGAACCAUCAGUAUCUUUCAUCUGUGAUGUGGCCUCGAGCUUUUUCAGCUCAGUGAAAGGGUGUUUACUGAUGCCAUCCUCAGAAGACCUGCUCCUUACCAUCUUCCAGCUGUGUGCUCAGAGGCAGGAUGCAACACACCUGACAGAUUUACUCAUAUGCAAAUUAAAACACACUUGGGUGUCUGGUGUAAAUUCGCUUGUACAUCAGCUUCAGAGCACUCAGAAGCAGAGCACCUUUUUGCUUAAAGCUGCACUGUGGGUGAAGAACCAAGUUCAGUCUUCCUCUUUGGAUGUUAAAAGUCUUCAGGUUUUGAUCUCUGCAGUCAGUGAUUUGUUGUUGACACUCAUGGAAGCUGAAGGACAGUCUGGGUAUCUUGUGAGAACUUAUGUGGAGCAUGUCACACCAAACAAAACUGAGUGGGGGAAAUUGCACGAGUCUCUGUGCUCUGAGUGGAUGCACAAGCCCCUUUUGGAAGGAAGGCUUAGUAUGAAUUGUGAACCUCUGGGAUCAAGUGUCAAGCUGUGUGGCACAACUAAACUUCCAGGCCAUCUGUGUACUUCAGCUGCAUUAAGUAAAAUGAUACUACUUGAACUGGAAAAUAGUGUAGUCCAUGGAAAUGAUGAUGUUGAAAGAAAGAAAAUUGAUAAUAUAAUUGCAGAACUGUURUACUCAUUACAAUGGAUUGAAGAAYUKGASAAUCCUCCUURUCUGCUUCUGGAAUAUCUUCAUAUGUUGGAAGAGAUGCACAUCACAUAUGAGAAGUUCAGUACUCUGAGUAGUACAGCUAGCCUGCAGCAAACUUUAUUUGACAGAUCAGAGGAACAUGGAAGACUCUGGUCCUUAACCAUGGCCAAAGUGAUCCGUGCUGAGAGUGCUGUAUCCUGGGAAAGGAAAGAGCUUUUCAAGACAACAGAAGGGUUCCUUCCAUUAACAGAGGGCAGAUUGCAUACACUCCAGUGUUUAUCACCUGUCUUAAUUGAGGAAGAAAAGAGAGAACUUGUCUUCCAUUGUGUGGCCAAACUUAUGACAUGCACACAGACCGAGCUUUCCAGCACUGAUGGAGCAUUUGGGUGUCUUUCCAUUUUGAACUCCUGCCUGAAGGACAGGAGUAUUGAUUGUGAUCAUCUAUUACCUGCAAUACUGAAAAUCAUAAUAUCUUGGAAAAACGAUAAUGAGGACAGCUUUCUCUUUAGCUGCAAUCUGAAAGAAACAAGUGCUCAGUUGCUUGGUUUCAACAUUGAGAUGAUGCGUUACCUUCCCUUGUUGCUGAAAUAUUCCACAGCUCCUUUGGCUGAUGAYGAGUGGGACUUUUUGAUGUGCUCCAUGCUGGCUUGGUUAGAGACAACAAACGAAAGCUGUUUGCUUUAUCAUGUCCCGCUUGUGCAGAUUUUUGCUUGUGUCAGUUGUGACUUGGCAUCUGCCCUUAGUGCUUUCUUUGAGACUGCAGCUCCUGACACUACUGCAAAUCUUCCUAAGAACUUGGUCAGUGAAUGGAAAGAAUUCUUUUCUGAGGGAAUUCACAAUUUGCUGCUACCUUUGUUGGUGAAAAUCACAGGAGAAACCAAAACUGCAUCAGAAGGCUCUUUUCAGAACUCUAUGUUAACAUCUUUGGGUGAAGCUCUAACUUACAUCUCAAAGGAGCAGUUGUUAAACCAUAAGCUGCCACCRAAGUUUGUUGCAGGCCAGAAGACAAAUCUUCCAGAUAAACUCCAGACUCUGCUGAACACACUCUCUCCACUGUUGCUUUCCCGGGCUCGACCUGUGCAGGUUUCUGUCUACCAUAUGYUGCAUAAAUUAAUGCCUGAAUUGCCUAAAUUUGAUGAUGAAGAUCUCAAAUCCUAUGGUGAYGAAGAGGACGAAUUGGCAUUGUCACCUCCAGCAGCUCUUAUGUCUAUCCUGGCCACUCAAGAGCUCUUGCUAGAAAACAUCCUGGAAUGCAUUCCGGUUGGAGAAUUUGCAGUUAUUCAGCCCCUGAGUGAUGAGUUCUGCCUUGUUCUAGGAUAUCUUCUCAUUUGGAAGUUAAUAUUAGCUUUCUUUAAGGCAGCUUCUUCUCAGCUGCGAGUUCUCUACUCACAAUACCUUAGAAGAACUAAAAGCCUGAAUAAACUGCUUUAUCACUUGUUCAGGCUUAUGCCUGAAAACCCUGUCUUUYCUGGGCAAACUUCAGAAGUUCCAAAUAAGGACACAAAAACCUUCUUUACUGAAGAGCUUCAGUUAGAUGUCAAAGGGACAGGGGUGCUGUCAUCCCAGAUCCCACACUUGGCCUGCUCUGUGUACCAUAUGACUCUGAAAGACCUGCCAGCCAUGGUGAGGCUGUGGUGGAAUAGCUGUGAGAAACGUGUCUUCAAUGUUGUGGAUAAAUUCACAAGCAAAUAUGUCAGUGGUGUGCUCUCCUCCCAGGAAAUAUCUUCUGUUCAGACUAGCACACAGCUAUUUAAUGGCAUGACAGUAAAAGCUCGGUCUGCAGCACGAGAAGUCAUUGCAACCUAUUCUGUUGAUGAUAUCUUUAUUGAGCUAAUUAUACAGCUUCCCUCAAAUUAUCCACUGGGAUCCAUUACAGUUGAGAGUGGAAAGAGGGUUGGUGUGGCYGUACAGCAGUGGCGCAAUUGGAUGCUACAGUUAAGCACUUAUCUCACACAUCAGAAUGGAAGUAUUAUGGAAGGCUUAUCUUUGUGGAAAAAUAAUGUGGAUAAACGUUUUGAAGGCGUUGAAGAUUGUAUGAUCUGUUUUUCAGUCAUUCAUGGUUCAAACUAYUCUCUUCCCAAAAAAGCUUGCAGAACGUGCAAGAAGAAGUUUCAUUCAGCUUGCUUGUACAARUGGUUCUCAUCCAGCAACAAAUCCACCUGUCCACUCUGUCGAGAGACAUUCUUGUGAAACAAAACGGCCUUCUUUCUGUGAGCUAAAUAACAAAUGAAGAGCAGGCAAUAAACUGUAUGUUGAAAGAAGCUAACUAUUUGGAAAUAAUGUCAGUUACUUCAAAUUCUUCACUAGUGGUAUAUGAUACAUAUUUACCUCUGGACUGGUUUUUUGUAAGUUUGAAGAUUCUUCUUUGAUAUAAAGAAAUAUAUAACGAUAAUUUAUUUUAAUUGGUAUAUUUCUAAGAUAUAUUAAAAGUUUCAGAAAUAAUGCAGAGUUAUGUUUGAAAUGUGGUGUUCAAGCCACAGCAUAGUUGAUUAAAACCUCUUAUUUUAGGCAUAUUCUAACAUGGUGUUAUGUAAUUAACCCAGAUGAUACCUCUUAAUAUAACAGCUGAAUAUAACAUAGGUGGUAUAAAGACUUGAUUUUUGAUUAUAAUGCAUUCAUAAUAGUCCCUUUUCUUGGGGGAAAAAGAAUGUUGUUGCUGUUAGACAUUAAGGCAUGAAACUAUGGUGAUAAUCUGUUAAAGCAUAAAAUUAAAACAGUCUGUUCUAGUAAGCUGAACUUUCACCUUUCAAAGUUCUUUUUUCCCAAAGCUCCUCAGCCAUCCARUGGCCUACAAUCAUGAAAACCCAGAAGCCCAACUAAGUAGAGAGAGCACAAUCAUCCCUGCAUGACAAUGAAUGACACCAUCUACUUAUGGCUGUUGGCUUUUAAAGAGAAGGCAGAURCAGUGAUCAGUCUUUGUCUUCAUGAGCUGGCAAAUUAGCUAUCACUGGAUGGCCACUGUACUUCAGCUUCCUCAAAGUGACAUGCAGAUGUAUCAGAAUUUAAUAGCCUUCAACUAUACAUUUUUUUCAUGCCUUUUUUUUUUAACAGUGGUAGCAUACUAGUAUAUUCCAACUUGGACUAGUAUAUUCCAUCUUGGAUGGUGGUGGGUUUCUUUGAAAAGUCAAUAAAAACGGGGAAUAAAUAAAUAAAUUUUGUCAAUCUCUGUA